This is a messenger RNA of Zingiber officinale, 1505 nucleotides long. RefSeq names its product lysM domain-containing GPI-anchored protein LYP6-like. The record is from RefSeq and is a predicted model, not a curated record. The coding region runs from base 133 to 1353 and encodes 406 amino acids. The transcript is spliced from 5 exons. NCBI's taxonomy places the organism in Eukaryota, Viridiplantae, Streptophyta, Magnoliopsida, Zingiberales, Zingiberaceae.
CUCAAUCUCUCUCUCUUUUUCGACCGUUGGUUCGACUGCCAACGUUACGAACGCUUACUCUUCCUCUCUCUGUCUCUCUCUGCGGCCUAACACUUGCCCAGUUGCCUUCGAAGAAGAAUCUAGAAUCCAAGAAUGGAGAAGAAGUCUCGGGUCCUCUUUUUUAUCUCCUCCCUCCUUGCUCUUCUCGCCGGAUCGGCUAUCGCUAAGUCCACCAUCGAGCCCUGCUCUACCUCAGACUCCUGCCUCGCCCUCCUCGGCUACUCCCUCUACGCCGACCUCAAGGUCGCCGAGGUCGCAGCCCUCUUCCAGGUCGAUUCCGUCGCGCUUCUCGCUGCCAACUCCAUCGACUUCUCCCUACCCGACGUUGACAACCGCAUCCUCCCCGCCGGUCUCUUCCUCCGCGUCCCCAUCGCCUGCUCCUGCUCCGGCGGCAUCCGCCGAUCCGUCUCCACCCGCUACACCCUCCGCCCCGCCGACACCCUCGCCUCCGUCGCCACCUCUGUCUUCUCCGGACUCACCUCCACAGACCAGAUCCGGGAUGUUAACGGCAUCCAGGAUCCCUCCGCCCUCGACGCUGGAAGCACCCUUGUCGUGCCGCUCCCCUGCGUCUGCUUCAACUCCACCGACAACUUUCUCCCCGCCGUCUACCUCUCCUACGUCGUCCUUAAGGGCGACUCGGUCGCCGCCAUAGCCGCCCGUUACGCCACCACUGCGACGGACAUCAUGAACGUGAACUCCAUGGGGGACCCUUCGAUCCACCCGGGCGAUAUUCUCGCAAUUCCACUGCCUGCUUGUACAUCAGCAUUUCAGCAGUUUGCCUCCGAUUCUGGUUUGCUUGUGGCAAAUGGUAGCUACGCCAUUACUGCUGGUCACUGUAUUCAGUGCAGUUGUGGGCCGGGAAAUCUCAAUUUGUACUGCACACCAUCAUCACUAGCAGUAUCAUGCUCGAGCAUGCAAUGUGGUAAUAGCAAUCUUAUAAUCGGAAAUUUUACCUCCCAGCAGACGAACUCUGGUUGCAGUGUCACGUCGUGCGACUACGGUGGUUUUGUAAAUGGUUCCAUUUUCACUUCGUUGACUACUACUCUUCAACCACAAUGUCCAGGGAGACAUCAGUUACCACCAGUCAUACCUCCACCGACCACAACACUGCAUGGUUCUUACCUCGGUCUGUCACCAUCUCCGGCCGAAGCAGGCGGUCGAAUUCCAAGCUCUUCCAUACCACAAACAACACAAACUUUCCCUGGUUCUUCCCCUGCCUCAGGCCCUGCCGGAAGCAUAUCUGAAGCACAUUUUGCCAGGCCAUGGAGCCACAUGUUCUGUAUGUUAGCCAUUUCUUGUUUUUUCCUCUUAUAAUACUGAAUCCUGCCUUGCAAAAUUUGUUUCAAGUAGAGAAGCUGAUCUUGAUCUAAUCGACUUUACCUAAAUCAACUUGCAUAGAUUCUUCCAACUCUUGUUCUUCAUGCAUAGAAUUAUUUCAACUCUUGGAAACAGUCACCUUUGAUCAA